This is a messenger RNA of Nerophis ophidion (straightnose pipefish), 5282 nucleotides long. RefSeq names its product glutamate receptor, ionotropic, N-methyl-D-aspartate 3Ba (gene grin3ba). Gene Ontology annotation, molecular function: transmitter-gated monoatomic ion channel activity involved in regulation of postsynaptic membrane potential; NMDA glutamate receptor activity. The record is from RefSeq and is a predicted model, not a curated record. Gene Ontology annotation, cellular component: plasma membrane; postsynaptic membrane. The transcript has 19 exons. Gene Ontology annotation, biological process: ionotropic glutamate receptor signaling pathway; monoatomic ion transport; synaptic transmission, glutamatergic. Lineage: Eukaryota; Metazoa; Chordata; Actinopteri; Syngnathiformes; Syngnathidae. The coding region runs from base 2 to 5065 and encodes 1687 amino acids.
GAUGUCGGCCCGUGUUCCUCCGUCUUCCCUGGGCAGCCUGCUGCUGGCGGUCCUGCGGGGCGGCGAGGGCGUCCAGGAGAGCCCCGCCCGAGAGGAGGGUACCUGGGGGGGCGGCGCCGCCGUGCUCUGCCCCGGCUGGGAGGAAGGCAGCGACGGGCUUCUCUCCCACCUGCGGGCGCACGGCGGCGGCGCCGCCUGGCGUCUGUGGGACAUCAUCAACCUGACCGGCGUGUCAGGAAGGGGCGGGGACAAGAGAGGCGGGGCCAGCGAGGAAAGGCGGGAAGAUGAGGCCUUGAGGAUCCUCUCCACCAGUUUCCUGCGCCCCGCCUCGCCCGUCUCCAGCGUCCUCCUCCUGGGCUCCGACCCGGAAUGCGUCUCCUCCGUGCUGCGGGUCGCUCAGAGGCUCGCCCCGUCGCUGCCGGCGCUGCAGUGGAUUAUGGGAUACCCCCUGUCGCCGGACUCCCUGCACACCUUGGGGGGUCCCCUGGGCCUGCUGGCGUACGGCGAGGUGGGACGCAAGCCCAUCAGCUUUUACAUCCGGGAUGCUCUGCAGCUGAUUGGCCGCGCCGUCACCGCGGCGACCGUGGCCAGGCCCGACUUGGCGUUGAUUCAGAACACGCUCAACUGUCACGACGCACCACGGGAAACACCUUCUUCGGGACGAUACCUGUCCAGGUUUUUCUCCAACGCCUCCUUCACCGGCGCCACAGGCCUGAUCCAGGUGGACGCCGGCCUCUCCAGGGUGCUCUCCUCGCAGCUCUUCCACGUCUGGAGCCUGAAGAGGGGCGCUCUGGGCCAGCCGGCGUGGGUCACCGUGGGGCAGUGGUCCCGGGGCAGGCUGGAGUUGGAAGGGGGGGUCCUGGGGCUGGGAGGCUUCGGGAGCAGCCAGGGGCCAGGACUGGGCGCUGGGGUGAGAGCGGGCGACGGCCAGGGCGACCUGAACGCCGGGGGACGCUGGAGGCCCGGACUUUCCGCCGAGGGUCACCGUCUGCGGGUGGUGACGUUGGUGGAACAUCCGUUCGUGUUCACGCGCGAGGUGGACGAAGACGGGCUGUGUCCUGCCGGCCAGCUCUGCCUGGACCCCAGAACCAACCGUUCCGACGUCAUCCAAGGACUCUUUAACCACCUGCACAACCCCAACACCUCAACAGCCGACUGGGAAGGUGGCCUUCCGGAGGAUCUGAGGAAGUGUUGCUACGGUUACUGCGUCGACCUGCUGGAGAAGCUGGCGGAGGACAUGGGCUUCACCUUCGACCUCUACAUCGUGGGGGACGGAAAGUACGGCGCCAUGAGCGGAGGCGGGCGCUGGACGGGGCUGGUCGGAGACCUGAGGAGCGGGACGGCAGACAUGGCGGUCACCUCGUUCUCCAUCAACUCGGCGAGGAGCAGGGUCAUCGACUUCACCUCGCCCUUCUACUCCACCAGCCUGGGCAUCCUGGUCCGCAGUCAGGACACCGCCGCCCCGAUCGGAGCCUUCAUGUGGCCCCUGCACUGGUCCAUGUGGGUGGGCAUCUUCGUCACGCUGCACCUCACCGCCCUCUUCCUCACCUUAUACGAGUGGAACAGCCCCUUCGGCAUGACCCCCCACGGGCGGAACAGGAUGCGCAUCUUCUCCUAUUCCUCCGCCCUCAACCUCUGCUACGCCAUACUGUUCGGACGCACCGUCGCCACCAAGGUAACGCUGCUCUCCUCUUCCCGAUCCAUAUCAAUCAAUCAAUCAAUGUUUAUUUAUAUAGCCCCAAAUCACAAAUGUCUCAAAGGACUGCACAAAUCAUUACGACUACAACAUCCUGGGAAGAACCCACAAAAGGGCAAGGAAAACUCACACCCAGUGGGCAGGGAGAAUUCACAUCCAGUGGGAAUUUACAGCCAGAAGGACCUCGUUGCAGACUAUCGAACAGGAGUCGCAGGAGCACGACCGAUUAAGACGCUGAGCUCAGGGCCCGAGGACCUCGUUGCAGACUAUCGAACAGGAGUCACAGGAGCACAACCGAUUAAGACGCUGAGCUCAGGGCCCGGUGUGACCAAUUCUGUGUGUGAGACCAGAGCCAAGGCCAACCAAGACCCGAUCAAACCUUUGUCAGCAUUGAACCCCCCCACAGAGGUUCUUUUACGCAAUGGAGCGCCGAGACCGGAGCCAACAGUUCCUUUGGGGUUGAAGAAAGCGCAGCAGAUUUAUUGCGAGGUGGAAGGCAGCAGGCGAGUGAGGCGACUAGCAAUGUCUGUCAGGGCGGACGACUCGGCUCGCGGAAAGACUCCCGACUGCUCCGCGUCAACUUUUAAUUACGACUUUCAGGGAGACGCCAUUCCUCAUCGGAGACGACUCGGGGAAAAGCUCUCCUGUCAGAUCUUAGCCUUUUUCAUCACCCUUCCCCGGUUUUUCUCCAACGCCUCCUUCACCGGCGCCACAGGCCUGAUCCAGGUGGACGCCGGCCUCUCCCGGGUGCUCUCCUCGCAGCUCUUCCACGUCUGGAGCCUGAAGAGGGGCGCUCUGGGCCAGCCGGCGUGGGUCACCGUGGGGCAGUGGUCCCGGGGUAGGCUGGAGUUGGAAGGGGGCGUCCUGGGGCUGGGAGGCUUCGGGAGCAGCCAGGGGCAAGGACUGGGCGCUGGGGUGAGAGCGGGCGACGGCCAGGGCGACCUGAACGCCGGGGGACGCUGGAGGCCCGGACUUUCCGCCGAGGGUCACCGUCUGCGGGUGGUGACGUUGGUGGAACAUCCGUUCGUGUUCACGCGCGAGGUGGACGAAGACGGGCUGUGUCCUGCCGGCCAGCUCUGCCUGGACCCCAGAACCAACCGUUCCGACGUCAUCCAAGGACUCUUUAACCACCUGCACAACCCCAACACCUCAACAGCCGACUGGGAAGGUGGCCUUCCGGAGGAUCUGAGGAAGUGUUGCUACGGUUACUGCGUCGACCUGCUGGAGAAGCUGGCGGAGGACAUGGGCUUCACCUUCGACCUCUACAUCGUGGGGGACGGAAAGUACGGCGCCAUGAGCGGAGGCGGGCGCUGGACGGGGCUGGUCGGAGACCUGAGGAGCGGGACGGCAGACAUGGCGGUCACCUCGUUCUCCAUCAACUCGGCGAGGAGCAGGGUCAUCGACUUCACCUCGCCCUUCUACUCCACCAGCCUGGGCAUCCUGGUCCGCAGUCAGGACACCGCCGCCCCGAUCGGAGCAUUCAUGUGGCCCCUGCACUGGUCCAUGUGGGUGGGCAUCUUCGUCACGCUGCACCUCACCGCCCUCUUCCUCACCCUGUACGAGUGGAACAGCCCCUUCGGCAUGACCCCCCACGGGCGGAACAGGAUGCGCAUCUUCUCCUAUUCCUCCGCCCUCAACCUCUGCUACGCCAUACUCUUCGGACGCACCGUCGCCACCAAGACCCCCAAGUGUUGGACGGGUCGCUUCCUGAUGAACCUCUGGGCCAUCUUCUGCCUCCUCGUCCUCUCCAGCUACACGGCCAACCUGGCGGCCGUCAUGGUCGGCGAGAAGACCUUCGAGCAGGUCUCAGGAAUCCAUGACGACAAGCUGCACCAUCCCUCGCUGGGCUUCCGAUUUGGCACGGUGAGGGAGAGCAGCGCCGAGGAUUACAUGAAGAAGAGCUUUCCCGAGAUGCACGACUACAUGCGGCGCUUCAACCAGCCCACCACCCCCGACGGCGUGCACAUGUUGAAGACAGAUCCCCCGAUGUUAGACGCCUUCAUCAUGGACAAGGCCCUGCUGGAUUUCGAGGUGUCCAUCGAUGCGGACUGCAAGCUGCUCACGGUGGGCAAGCCGUUUGCCAUUGAAGGAUACGGCAUCGGCCUGCCGCAGGGCUCGCCUCUGACCCGCAACGUGUCGGAGUUUGUGAGCCGCUACAAGUCGGACGGCUUCAUGGACAUGCUGCACGACAAGUGGUACAAGGUGGUGCCUUGUGGGAAGCGCGUCUUCGCCGUGACCGAGACCCUCCAAAUGGGGAUCCAGCAUUUCUCCGGCCUCUUCGUGCUGCUCUGCAUGGGAGUGGGCGGAGCCUUGCUGACCCUGGCAGGUGAGCACACCUUCUACCACCUGGUCAUCCCUCGCCUCCGACGCAGACACACGCUGCAGUACUGGCUGCACACCAGCCAGAAGAUCCACAGAGCGCUUCACACCACGUACGAGGACGAGGCCAAGGAGCUGACGGGCCUCGAACAAAACGCCUCCUCCUGCAUCUCAGAGAACUGCACGCUGCACAGGAAGCAGCAUCUCCUCCCGCCGCCGUCGCCGCCCAAGUCCCUGCCGGCGUCCUCGUCGGCGGCGGACAGCGGCAGCUCGUGGUCUCCCUCGCAGGAGCCCAAGGAGAAGCGCGUGCACUUUGACCUGGACACGCUGCACAGCUACCGCCUGCGCACACACACCGCCUCCGUGCGGGGGCGCCCCGGCAUGGUGGGACGUCCCGGCCUGGGCCUCGGCGGCCUGGGUCUCCCCGGCCUGGGUGCCUUCUCGCCCUCCUCGCGGGUCAGCCUGCAAGCUAACGGCGGCCCGGCCUCGGCGCUGGCCCACGUUAGCUUGGCGCUCUCGCCUCUGGCGGGCACAGGAGCCCAGACCAGCCUGUGGGAGGGAGAACUGCAGGAACUCCAGGACAAGAUCGAGACCUUCCGGAACCAGCUGAGGGAGGCUCUGGCCAGGAGGGCGGAGAUCCAGACCAGCCUGGAGAGGGAGCGGAACUUGAUGGUGCGGCGGGACGCCGGCCCGGAACCGGAUCAGGUCCAAACCAUCAGCACGGACAAGAGCAGCUCCUCUCAGACCUCGGCAGACAGAGGCCUUAGCAACCAGGCCGAGACCAUCACCCUCGUUAGGAGCGGCCAAUUAAACGCCAUUAACAGCCUGGACAGGGCGGGGAGCGCCCAAUCGCGCGCCGUCCGCCCGCCGACGGACGACAGGACUGUCCAAGCGCGCGUCUCCGCCAGUCUGGAGCGCCGGUUGGGCGGCGGGACGGUGGCGCCGUGCAAGACUUUGAGUCUGGACCGGCAGAAAGUCAGCCUGUCGCGAGUUCUCAGCACUUUGGAGAGGACCAGAAGCAGCCAGUCGGAUGCGAGCGGCGGGACUUGAUCGGCUUUUCUGCCAAGACAUUAAAACAAAACAAAAAGAACACAGCUGAGUUGCGUAGCCGCGGGAAGUUGUUGACGACUAUCACCUGGUCCCGUAAACCUGGGGUAGGGAACCUAGGGCUCUAGAGCCAGAUGUGGUUCUUUUGAUGACUGCAUCUGGCUCUCGGAUAAAUCUGAGCUGACGUUGCUUAACACGAUAAAUCAUGAAUAAUUCCGCU